AUGCUCCUUAACGCCACCGUCCCUCUGUCGGUGGAUUUCGACACUCCGGAGGACUUCAUCAUCUUCAUAUUUCAUAUCCUGUUCGCCACGAGUGCCGUGCUCGUCGCCGGCUCCGUGGUAAUCGGGAUAUCCUCCACCCGGUCCUUGCGAGGCCAGAACCGUUUUAUAUUCAUGCUGAACACCAGCAUCAGUGACACUCUGACCGGCUUCUCGGUCUACUACCUCGGGCUCUUUGACGUCCAAGAGGGCUAUCCCUCAAGGAACGGGACUUACUAUAUCUUACCCUCAUUUCUAGGAGUCAAUGUGUUGACCUUUCUCUUCGCUCAGUUUGACCGGUACUUCGCCGUGUGCCACCCUUUCUUUUACCACCGCUACAUAACGAGGGCGUUUGUCAUUGGGAUUUGCGCGUUUUGCUGGAUUUACACCUACACCAUCCUCACGGUGCAGAACAUGGUGCCCAUUUCAAAGGCGGCUCAAAUAAACGCGUUUGGUGUAAUUGCUCUGCAGAUUAUUGUUCUCAUUAAAGUGUUGAUGACAAUUAAAUUAUACAUCAUAGCCAGGAAUCAGCUGGUGAGAGAGGUGCCCAGCACCGAGAGAGACAACAAGAAGGAGUCGUUGCGCAUCAUUGUGUUUGUAGUUAUUUUCUUCUUGGCUCUGUGGUGUCCAUCCUUUGUCAAUAUAAUAGUCAGACAGUUGACUAGCAAAGGUAUGAGGUUUAGGAAUGAAGCCACUAACCUGUUUGCCAUCAUGGCACGCCUGAACGCGCUGGUCACGCCGACUCUGUACAUCUGGGGUAGUCCGGCGCUGCGUGGGGCCGUGUGGAGAACAGUGUGGAGGAGGGUCUGCCGCUGGCGGAUGGUAAGGUAA
Messenger RNA from Morone saxatilis (striped sea-bass), 867 nucleotides. Its product is annotated as G-protein coupled receptor 183-like. The record is from RefSeq and is a predicted model, not a curated record. Lineage: Eukaryota; Metazoa; Chordata; Actinopteri; Moronidae. Gene Ontology annotation, molecular function: G protein-coupled receptor activity. Gene Ontology annotation, biological process: G protein-coupled receptor signaling pathway. The coding region runs from base 1 to 867 and encodes 288 amino acids. The transcript has a single exon. Gene Ontology annotation, cellular component: membrane.